This is a messenger RNA of Acanthocheilonema viteae, 2109 nucleotides long. NCBI's taxonomy places the organism in Eukaryota, Metazoa, Nematoda, Chromadorea, Rhabditida, Onchocercidae. The record is from the annotation of a GenBank genome assembly.
AUGGUAACGCAAUCAGACUCGAUUGAGCGAAUUGCUGCAGUACAUGAUUGUACUGUUGGUGAUCUGAUGAAGAUGAAUCGACUUACAACGCGAAUGGUAUUCCCCGGACAAAAGCUUCUUGUACCUUGUCCGGUCGAUGAAAAUGUUAUUUCGGGAAAUCAUCGCUCUGCAAAUCAAGCUACAAUAGCUUCAGGAAGCAACGCACAUUCAAGUGAAAGAAGUGGAAUUCCACGCGGACCUGGAAUGGCAGUUCAAGUAUGUGGCCGUGCUGCAAUGACAUCGGAACCUUCAAAAACUGAACUGGAAAAACAAAAUGUGUCUAAAAUAUGUUCGAAGGAAGUCGAUUUGGCAGAAGAAGAAGCUGACACGGAUUGUAUGAAGAAAUUCAUCAAGCUAAAGGUGAAACAAAUGACUGAAAUGGAUGGAACAGUGACAGGCACUUUGCUGGUGACACCUAAUGCCUUAAUGUUCGAUCCGGAUGUUGUACAUCCUCUGGUUCUUGAGAAUGGACAGGAUUUAUAUAUCAUGAUGGCUCGGAUGGAAGAAGUGAUGUCUGUGACAAUGUUUAAGAGUGCGACGGUAUUAAGCGAUGUUAGGAACGAUGGAGAAGUUCAUGAUCUCACUCAUCAAGAUUCUUCCAUUCCUGAAUGUUCUACUAUUCCUGCAACUGAGAAAAUUGUGAACAAAACAUCGAAGAAUUUGGUCGAUGAAAUUUGUAAAAAUACAGUUCGUCACUUGCCAAGAAUUUUUUUUGAUGACAUGGAUUUAGAAAUGAAGCGAAAAGGAAGUCAAGAGAUUGGACAUAUAGUUGUUAGGUCAGAUUUUAAAUCUACCCUGGCUGUCAAAAAAGGAAAUAAAUUAGAUGAAGCUACGACAAAUAUAUCUCGACCACGCAGCUAUUCUGAUCUGUGGAACGAUCCGAAACAAUUUACAUGGCAGAAAGAUGAUGAAAUGAACAGAACGUUUGUUUCUAAGAGUGGUGAGAACAAGCAGCAGUAUUCUUCGCAGCCUUCAACCAGCAUGGACAGUGCGCGUACUGGGUUAACCUUUAAUCCAUUUUCUAAGCUAGGGAGGACGUUAAGUACUCAUGCAAACACAAUUCGUGGAUCGGUGACUUCUGGGGCCGAACGUAUGACACACUCAGCAGUAAGUGGAACAAAAUCAGUUGCUCAAGGUGUUGUUUCCCAGAGCAAAGCUGUUGCAGGUACACUACAGACUGGUAUCCAAACCAGUGUUAAAGUAGCAGCAAGCCAUGCAAAAACCGCUGUUGGUGCAGUAGCUGCUAUGCCGCAGGGUAUUGCGAAUAUGGGUAGCGGUUUGUUCUCUGCAUCACAACUUCCUGAAGCAACGUUUCUUCAAGAUAAAGUUGUUUCAAAGACACAAGAAGAGCAGAAUUUGGAUACACUAUUGUUGUUAAAAGAAAAGACUCAGAAGCUGCGGGAGGAAGCUGUAAGAAACAAGCACGCGACAUCAGUUGACGAGAUGCUGGACUUAUUCAAACCCAGUCACGAACUUCUUUCUCCAGCACAAAUAUUUUCAGCAGCUGAAAAAAAUAUCCCAACCGAUUCACUGUACUAUAUGAAUGUUCAUCUCAACAAGAAAAAAAAGUAUGACAAAGUCGAUACUUCAUCUUCAGCGACCACUGAUGUGAUCGCUAAUCGUGCAAGGGAAGAAUUUUGGUUUGCUAUACCAAAGCAUAAAGUUGAUGCUAUUUAUCAUUUCUUAUUGCAGUGGAAUCCUGAGAAAUAUGGGUCUAGUACGCAGCAAAUGCAUCCAAACGAAUCAAUCGAUCGGCAGAGAGUGUGCGAGAUGCUUGAAGAUUCUGGAUUUGUGGCCUUGGAUUCAAAAAUUAGUGAAAAAUUUGCAGUGGAUAUCAAUUUCCUGAUUGAAAGACUGAAAGUGUUGAUUCUAUUCCCUCGAAAAAUUAUUUUUAGGAAAGAUGUGGCUGAUUUGAUUAAUUUAUAUAGUUUCAUGUUUUCGGCAGCAUAUUUCAAAGAUUAUGUUAGUGUCUCUGUGGAAGUCACACAAAGCAAGAAAUUCAAUUCGAAGACAGCUACUCUUCAUAUUGUGCGCGGUAAGAAGAGAAUUCCUUGUUCAAUCAAUCUAUAA